Yamadazyma tenuis ATCC 10573 is the source of this 1307-nucleotide messenger RNA. Lineage: Eukaryota; Fungi; Ascomycota; Pichiomycetes; Serinales; Debaryomycetaceae. The record is from RefSeq and is a predicted model, not a curated record.
GACCUCAGACGAUGGCUGCUUUCUCCCUAAUUUGGCUAGCUUUAUGUGCAUGCUUCCAUCUAUGUAAAUAACGCGAGUUGUCUAAAUGUUUUAUGGUGUUGACGUUUAUGUGUUUUGAUUUUCCACGGUAUCACACAUAUAUAUUCUACACACCAUUCCUAAAAUUGUCCUUUUGGUCCAAACUAACUACCACCAAAUGUCUAUGGUAACCGAUAGAAUAGCCUUGAGUUCCAUUGACCUGAACUCCUUAAGCUUAAGAGGGAACACGUCUAAGUCGAUUCCUUUAAUUCCGGCCAAGAAGUCACGUUCCUUUACCACCUCCUUUUCAAACCUGAGAUCAAACUCUUUUACCACACUGUCAUUAAACUUACUAUCGUCGACCUCGUCGGUUAGAAAGCCGUCUGCUGACUCGUCUUCAGAUGUUGAUAUAUAUGCAUCCAAGCUAAAGUUUAAGCUAAAGUUGGCCGUUUUCAAGUUGAACCAACAACAAGGUUCCAGAACAAAAUCUGGCUCUUUCACCUUCUACAACUCCGAGUACCUCGUGAAGUCGCCCUCCAACUCCCUGACCAAGUUAAUUUCAACUCUGAAAGCAAUCCACCAAUUAUCUCCUAGUAUCAAGCUUUCGAGAUUCUUAAAAACAAGUAACAUCAACACAAAGCAUUUGGUUUCAAAAAGCGUUUCUUUCCCCGUGAAGAAGACCUUCGAAAACUCCAUUAACAUCAACUUGACUCAAAAGUCCUUAAACUCAUUAAUCUUGUCAAAAAGCUUCAAUAAUAAUAAUAAUAACUCCAACAAUUUGAAGCUUUUUUCCAUCAAAAAAGACUCUCCUUUUUACAGCAAUUGCAAAAUCCCUUUAACAUUAAGUGAGCAAAAGGCCAUCUUUUCAGGGAGUAAGAUUUCAUUACCUUUGGCUACCAGGUUUUCCGAGCCGUCAUCUGCAUUAGCAUCUUCAAAUUCCCUUUUAUCCUUCAAACAAGAUCCUUUACCAUCGAUAAACAAAAUCUUGAAAACUCCUUUAAAAUUGACAUCCCACACUUCAACAUUAACGUCAGCCUAUAAUGAUGAUAACGACCAAACCAUAGAUGAUCAAUCAUUCGAUGAUUCUUUGAAAAAAAAUAACUCAUCCUCCCCAUUAAGACAUUUUGCUACCCCAAACUCUUUCUCAGUGGCUAAAUCUUUGUUACAAUUGGGCUCGGGGGUCUACAAUUAGACUUGUUUUCAACGUUUCGUUAGCAUCAUAUAGUUCUCUUCCCGUAUUAAUACUAUUCGUACAUAUUGUAAUAAUAAAAUAAUGCCAUUUUGAUAUA